This is a messenger RNA of Cyclopterus lumpus (lumpfish), 1263 nucleotides long. RefSeq lists its product as uncharacterized. The transcript is spliced from 11 exons. Gene Ontology annotation, biological process: cell division; mitotic sister chromatid segregation. Bases 40 to 1071 code for a protein of 343 amino acids. Gene Ontology annotation, cellular component: MIS12/MIND type complex. Lineage: Eukaryota; Metazoa; Chordata; Actinopteri; Perciformes; Cyclopteridae. The record is from RefSeq and is a predicted model, not a curated record.
UGUGCGCGCGCUGUGGAGAAAAACUAUUUGAAAGAAAAAAUGGCGGAAAAACAUUCAGACGCUGUACAAGGUUGCGGAACUGUCGCCGAUAACGUCAACGUUUCCCAGAAUGAGGUCGACGCAGUGAAGCAGACAUCGAAAAGAUGCGCCUCCUCAAGCCCCAGCACGCCUCCCCCAAACAAGUCUCCUCGUCCCGUCUUCCCAUCGACCAGCACACGGUUUCCAGAUGCAGUGGAAGGACAGUCGGGAACAGACACACUAGCGAUGCAGACGGAGGACAAGGAGGGACCUUCAAGUCCCGCUGUCGACCCCACUGCACGGAGGAAAUCCUGGAGGAGGGCCACUUUAACCCGACGCUCUCUCCCUGCCCUUCCCAACCCUUAUCGGGUUUUGUGCAGGAGCAUAAGUGCAUCCUUAUCACAGCAGGAGAGGCUUGAAAAAUUGAUGGAGGCUUCAAUGAAGCUGGCAAUAGAAAGAACUCAAAGUUCGCUGCAGUCAGUGCCAAACGCCUCACUAGAUUCUUUUCAAAAACAAGUUGAGCGCAUGCAGAACGAGUGGGGUUGUCUCUCAAAAAGCAUACGCGAUGAACGAGGGGGUCAUCAACUCCCUGCUAGAGCGGCCAGUUCCAGUGAUCCUAUAGUGCAAAAAGCCAUGGAAAAGGUCCAGAAAGCCAUCAAUAGUCUCCAGGCUGAAAGUGAGUCUUGGGAGGCACUGUUGAACAAACACCAGAGUAAAGCAGAGGAAUUGGAAAGGAAAGUGGAGCAGGGCCAGAAAGGAGGCGUAUCAUUAGACUCUACAUCUGUGGCCCAGUCCUCACAGUACCAUUUUAUACAGAGCAAACCUGACUACCACGGUUUCCUCUGUAGACAACAGCCCAUGCUUCACACUAUGGCAAUGAUUAUGGACACUCAGAGUAAGAUGGUUAGUGAGCUUCUGUCCAUCAAGGAGCAGUCACAGCUAUUGGUGAAAGAGACUAGUGGCCGAUUGGCGGCAGAGGCAGGAUUCCAGGAUCUUUCACCGGACCUCAUCAGGAACCUCAUUGCAGCACCUUUAUCCUCUGCAACUACAUAGUCACUCUGGCAGGAAGCAAUCACAAUCUACUGAACCAUGACUUUGUGACAUGUUUAUGAUACUCAUAUAUUCUGGUAAUUUUGGUUCUGGUAACAUUUAAUUUCUUGCUUAGUCUUUUUUUGACACCUUUUAUUGGAUAGAGUAAGCUCUAAUUGCAUAUUUUCUGUGUCAAAUAAAACAACUCCAUCUGAA